CGCAUGCGUAUAUCACCUCCCUUAAUAUCUUAGCCAUUGCCAUGUAGAGCUCUUUGGCAUUUUAGCUAAAACUGCUUCAGUUUUGAUUUAUUUCCAGGUUUAAAGAAAUGUCCGAGCUUAAAGCUAGUGUAUCGUGUUCUCCGCAGUGUGCGGAAACAGACAAUAUCAAAAAUACAGACGAUAUCAAUCCAGAAACAGUACAAAACACUAACACCAAUAUUUCUCAGGUUGAAGAAGGGUCUCAGAGUGACAGUGAUUUUCUCAAAGGCUUGUUGACGGAUAACUUCUGUCAUGUGUGUGAAGCAACCCUGAUUCACGAGUCCCAGAGAGUUUCUCAUUAUGAGGGGAAAAAGCAUGCACAAAGGGUCAGGAUGUACCUGAACAACAAAGCUAAAAUGAUCAAACCGAGCCAAGAAUGUGGAGGCUUGUUGAGAGGUCUGUCUGCAGAGAAGUUCUGCGAGCUGUGCAGCAUGGUGUUCAGCUCUCCCACUGUGGCCAAGUCGCACUAUGAGGGCAAAGUUCAUGCCAAGAACAUGAGAAAAACCAAUCCUCCACCACCUGGAGUGCCCGUCGUAGAAUCCACAUCUCCUGUUGCCCUCCCAUCAGUGAAUACUGUGCAAAAUCCAAUCAGUCAGGAGCAGAGCGACACUUCUGGUUUGGCUGAUCAAGAGAUUGACCUCAGUGAUCCCAACAAGUACUGUGCUCUGUGCAGUGCUUCCUUCAACAACCCUCUGGUUGCUCAGCAGCACUACAGCGGCCGGAAGCAUCAGCGGAACCAGUCCCGACAGGAAAUGCUGGACCAGAUGGGGGAACAGUCAGAACAUGUGAGCUCCCUGACUUGUCCGAUUUGCUGUCUGACGCUCAGCUCAAUAGAGAUGUACCAGGCACACAUGCAGGGUAACAAACACUUUGUCAAAGAGAAGAAAGUUAUUGAGCUGUGCAAAUCUCAGAAGAAAGUGUAUGACUCCUUCCAGGAUGAGCUGGCUGACUACAUCCAGGUGCAGAAGGCCCGGGGACUGGAGCCCAAAGCAGGGCUGGGCACUGUGGGACAAGCAAGCAAGGUUCUGGAUGAGAGUGCAACAGAAGGUUCACUGACAGGAGAAGAGAUACCUCAUCCUGGCCAGUUGAUACCCCACCCUGGCCAGUUGAUGCCACAUUUUCCGCCUCCUGGUUUCCCUCGACCUCACUGGCACCCACAAUUCCAGUCUCAGGUCCCUCAGUUUGGCUUUGGGGUGACUGGCCCUGUCCCACCCUAUCAGCCGGGAUAUAUACCACAUUCCCGUCCUCCAUUCAUACCUGGUCAACUAUAUAAAAAGGGGAGGAGCCCUGAUUCAUUUAGCUCCUCCUCAUUCUCAGGCUCCUCCUCCUACACUAGCAGCAGUAGUGACAGCAGCAGCAGUUACGACAGCAGAGAGAGGAGGAGACGGAAGAAGAAGAUGAGAAAGCACGGAAAGAGCAAAAGAGAUCAGGAGGAUGGGUCUGAUACGGAAAAGAGAGGAAGGGAAGGAGUAGCGGAACGAGGGGAAAGGAAAAAGAGGCGGAAGGGAGACAGGAGAGGAAGUGUAGAAGGAGAAGAUGAUAGAAAUAAGAAAUGGAAGGAGAGAAGAAAAAGAGAUAGAAGCUCUAGUGAAGAUGAGGAAAGCAGAAGUAAAAGAAGACAAAGCAAGAAAAGGAGGAGGCAUAGGGAUGGACAUCAUGAAAAGAGACAAAAAGAAGAGGAGCUCUUGGAGAAACAAGAAGUUGAAGUGCAAAAUGAGGAAGCACAGGGAAGGAUGGAGGAACAUGGGGAGGAAAGGACAGAAACAAAAGAUGGCAAACAAAAACAUAAAAAAGAGAAGAAAAAAGGAAAAGAGAAGACAAACCAAGAAGACAACAGGACAGAGGAGGAAAGGCUCUGGGAUGAGACUAUUCUUGGUGUUUUUUAAAGACUAUUCGAUGAUGGUUUGACAGUAUUGUUGUAAUAAAACUGCACGGGACCUCAGAAGAGCACUGAAAUCUCCUGGACCCAUCUCACUAUUUAUGCUCUCUGAAGAACUCUUAAGGCCUUUCUUUCAUACAGAAAUUCAUCUGCUCUCAAUUCCUUUUUAAAGGAUCAAAAAAUGACAAUUUUGUCAUCAUUUACUCACCCUCAUUUCAUUUUCAACCCAUAGGACUUUCUUUUUUCACUGGAACACAAAAGUAAAUGUUUUGAAGAAUGUUCAUGGUACAUUUUGCCAAUGCAAUGGAAUGGAAGCUGUCAGUCUCCAAAAAUAUGUAGUCAAUACAACUUGUGCACUAUAUUCUGAAUUUUAGUGAGGUACAGAUCAAAAUUUAUGUUGAUAUUCACUUAAAAUAUUGAAAAUGAUUCCACAUAUUCAAACUUGCUGUGACACUCAAGAACCUACAGUGUUUGUCAAACACAAAGCUGUUAUAUUGUGUCAAAAGACUUCAUAUUGCAAGUGGUUUGAGCAACCUGGUACAUUUAAGGUGCUUUCUUUGUCAUUUUUAGAGCUUUACAGCAUUAAUCCUCUUACACAGUGUGGAAAAGAGCAGUGUAAACAUUAUUCUAAACCUCCUCUUUUGUGUUCCACAGAACAAAGGAAGUCAUACAAGUUUGGAAUGACAUGAGGGUGAGAAAAUGGUGUGAAAAUUGUCAUUCUAGGAUGAACUAUUCCUUUGAAUGCUCAGGACUACAGACUAUAUAGGAUGUCUCUAGAGCUGCACUUCUCUCUUGGAGAAAUCAGUAGAAAUUUUAUACCUUGUGAUGUGAUGCAAAAACACUACAUGAGCCAUCCACCCAUGUAUCCUUCAACUUGCUUCAGGCUUUUCAUCAAAUAAAUCCCUCUCACUGUUUAUAUCAGCAUAGAUAUAGUAUUUAUUGUUGAAUGUUUUCUAAAAAUCUCAUACAUGAACUUUUCCUUAUGUUCAUGACUUAUUAGAAGCAUUUCCACUUUUAGCCUCAAGGGGGUGCUGAUUGCCAGCAUGAACACUGUAUCUGGAUCAGCCUUGAAAUGCUUUUCAGACCCUGACUAGAGUUGUCUGAAUAGAGGUUAGAUUUGUAUAUUAUAAACAUUUCCCUGUAUCAGAAGAGCUGCAAUCCUUUGUUUUGUUGCAUUUCUGUGUGUGUGUGUGUGUGUGUGAAAGAGUAAUGUAACAUCAGCCUCAUUCGAUGCAGCAGCAGCAUACAGGAAUAUUUUUGUUUGCAGGUCUAACAGGUGCAGAAGUUGAAUGAGGACAAGACUACUCUGUUGACCUCUUUCUUGCAUAGAGCUGUAUUUCCCUUUUUGAGAGUUCAAACAAUUAUCACAAUCAAGAAAAAUUGUUGUGCUGCGCAUCUGAUAUCCAAUGGCCCCAUUAAACAAUUUUCAACUCAA
Messenger RNA from Ctenopharyngodon idella (grass carp), 3353 nucleotides. It is a transcript of the gene zmat1, whose product is annotated as zinc finger matrin-type 1. Bases 108 to 1925 code for a protein of 605 amino acids. The transcript has 7 exons. Lineage: Eukaryota; Metazoa; Chordata; Actinopteri; Cypriniformes; Xenocyprididae. Gene Ontology annotation, molecular function: zinc ion binding; nucleic acid binding. The record is from RefSeq and is a predicted model, not a curated record.